AUGUCACCUCCACCAGCGUCCAAUCCGGAGCAGCCAAUCCCAGUCCUGCUGCUCAAGACGAAAUCAAGUCCAACAGACGCAUAUGAAGAGCUCUUUUCAAGAGCAUCCAGCAAUGGCAACAGCAGCAGCAGCAGCCUCUCCUUCGAACCAACAUUCGUACCAGUCCUACAACACCAAUUUGACGACGCCGGGGUAGACAAACUCCGAACGUUACUCCGCCAGAAGCGCAUCGGCACGAGCCCGGACUGCGAAUUCGGCGGCAUCAUAUUUACUUCCCAGAGGGCAGUGGAGGCGUUUGCACAUGUCGUGCGCGAAGACGAAGCAGCAAAAGAUUCCCCAGAAUGGCCUCACCUGCAACACAUCCCCAUCUACAGCGUCGGCCCCGCCACCACCCGCGCCCUCACAGCCGUCUCCCAACAGCCCCCGCUCCAAAUCUUUGGCAGCCACACGGGCAACGGCGAUGCCCUCGCGCACUACAUCCUCGACCACUACGCCGAGUGGCAUCAUCACCCUUCCAGCCUACCCCCGCUGCUCUUCCUCGUCGGCGAACAGCGCAGGGACAUCAUCCCGCGCACCCUGAUAGACCCUUCUCUGCCUAACAACAAGCAGAUUCCCAUCGUUGAGGAAAUCGUCUACAGCACUGGCGAGAUAGAAUCGUUCCCUCAAGACUUUGCGACCGUACUAGAAAGGACGCGAUCCAGCUCUUCUCGGUGGGUCAUUGUCUUCUCGCCGACGGGCUGUGACAGCAUGCUCCGCGGUCUUGGCAUGUUAGAUGCCUCCACGGGGAAAUUUGUGCCUGGACGGCGGGACGAGCAGACGUUUGUAGCCACCAUUGGGCCUACGACUAGGAGCCACUUGGUCAAGAAAUUCGACUUUGAGCCUGAUGUCUGCGCUGAGACGCCCACACCAGAGGGGCUGUUGGAGGGAAUAGUGGCAUUCCGGGAGAGAACCUCCUGAGAAGCUGUUACGACGAGACGUAAUUCAAGCAAGAGGAGGAAACACAAGCUUGGGGAAAGCCAAUGCUGGACAUGGCACAUCUGACUAUAGCACUAUAACAUUGUAAGAGUAGACAUUAGAGAGGCAUAGAUGGUGGGAAAUAGCGCUCUUUC
Molecule: messenger RNA, 1109 nt
Organism: Trichoderma atroviride IMI 206040
Lineage: Eukaryota; Fungi; Ascomycota; Sordariomycetes; Hypocreales; Hypocreaceae
Biological process (GO): uroporphyrinogen III biosynthetic process
Cellular component (GO): cytosol
Molecular function (GO): uroporphyrinogen-III synthase activity
Source: RefSeq, a predicted model, not a curated record